AUGUGCUGCAACUACUACGGAAACUCCUGUGGAGGCUGUGGAUACAGCUCUGGCUGUGGAUAUGGCUCAAGAUACGGCUACGGCUGUGGAUAUGGCUCAGGCUAUGGCUGUGGAUAUGGCUCAGGCUAUGGCUGUGGAUAUGGCUCAGGCUAUGGCUGUGGAUAUGGCUCAGGCUAUGGCUGUGGAUAUGGCUCAGGCUAUGGCUGUGGAUAUGGUUCUAGAUAUGGCUGUGGAUAUGGCUCUAGUUGUGGGUCUGGUUCCAGAUAUGGCUGUGGCUAUGGUUCAGGCUAUGGCUGUGGAUAUGGCUCAGGCUAUGGCUGUGGAUAUGGCUCUGGCUCUGGCUGCUGUAGCUACAGACCUCUUUGCUACACAAAAUGCCACUCUUCUUGCUGCUAG
Messenger RNA from Onychomys torridus (southern grasshopper mouse), 396 nucleotides. Its product is annotated as keratin-associated protein 21-1-like. Gene Ontology annotation, biological process: hair follicle development. The record is from RefSeq and is a predicted model, not a curated record. Bases 1 to 396 code for a protein of 131 amino acids. The transcript has 2 exons. Lineage: Eukaryota; Metazoa; Chordata; Mammalia; Rodentia; Cricetidae.